Clunio marinus is the source of this 276-nucleotide messenger RNA. The record is from the annotation of a GenBank genome assembly. NCBI's taxonomy places the organism in Eukaryota, Metazoa, Arthropoda, Insecta, Diptera, Chironomidae.
AUGAAGAUCUUUUUGCAAAUAACUUUGGUCGCAGUUCUCUCCACAAUUGGCACUGCAGAAAAAAAAUGUGUAGAAGUUCCAACUCAAGUAAAUGAGGCUUGUAGUCUGUUACUUGACAGUGGAUCAACUCCAUGCCCUGAAGCUGUAUUACGAUAUUAUUAUCAAAGUACGUUCGAUUUAUGCGAAUCAUUACAAUAUUUUGGUUGCGAUGGUGAAGUUUCUACCCUCUAUGUGAUGAAAGUCCAUUUGGAGGAUCAUGUAGAGGACAAGAUUUAA